Cooperia oncophora is the source of this 528-nucleotide messenger RNA. The record is from the annotation of a GenBank genome assembly. Lineage: Eukaryota; Metazoa; Nematoda; Chromadorea; Rhabditida; Trichostrongylidae.
AUGCUUCGCGUCAUCGUAUUAGCUACUGUUGCGUUUGCCGUCUACGCGCAGUACAAUUACGCACCACCGGCCACCUACGGCGUUCCACAGGCUCCUCCGGUACAAUAUUAUCCAGCUCCUCUGUUCGUCAAGCCGAUUCUACUUCCCGAACUCCCGCCUGAGCCCGAAUUCCUUAUCCCUGAGCGUAGACACCGCCGCCGUGAUAGCGAAUCAAACGAGAGCCGCCGUCGAGACAGAUGUGGAAGUUGUGGCAAAAUUGAAAAUGGCUGUAUCGGUUCCAGUACUGGUAACUGUUUCAGUCCAAACAUCAGGUUCGUGAACAACAAGCGUUGUAUGGCUAUUGCCUCCUGCGGUUUCGGCCAAUUCACUCUCGAAACGGACGGAUCUUCUGUCCUAAGUUCAGGUUUUGGAAUUGAAAAGGUUAUUGAUUGCAAACAAAGAAGGUGGCUAGCGAAGAACGUGACCGGUUCUGUGGUCGAUGUCACCGGACUGCGUUGUAUUGCAUCCGCUCAGCCUACUCAAAACUGA